Messenger RNA from Coffea eugenioides, 3450 nucleotides. Its product is annotated as receptor-like protein 53. NCBI's taxonomy places the organism in Eukaryota, Viridiplantae, Streptophyta, Magnoliopsida, Gentianales, Rubiaceae. The record is from RefSeq and is a predicted model, not a curated record. The transcript is spliced from 2 exons. The coding region runs from base 30 to 3035 and encodes 1001 amino acids. Gene Ontology annotation, molecular function: protein binding.
UCUGCACAUACAAAAUUUGAUCAAGCAAAAUGAGGAAUCUAAUAGUUUAUACACUAGUGCUCCUUUCAUUGCAAUCUCGAGAAAUUACCAGUUUGUCCUCCCUUUCACCUCAUUUGUGUCACCAUGAUGAGGGUCUUGCUCUACUUCAGCUUAAGCAAAUGUUUCAAACAUCAACAGAUGCUUCUGCCUACUGCGAAUAUGCAUAUCCAAAGAUGAUAUCAUGGAACAAAACUUCUGAUUGCUGCACCUGGGAUGGGGUAACAUGCCAUAGAGUUACAGGCCAUGUAAUUGGCAUAGACCUUAAUUGCAGCCAACUUCAAGGAUCCAUCCAUGCUAAUAGUAGCCUGUUCAAUCUUUCUCGCCUCCAAAAGCUUAAUCUAGCUUACAACGACUUCAAGAAUUCACCAAUUUCUCAUGGCAUUGGUGGCUUGACUAGUUUAACAAACCUCAAUCUCUCCAAUUCCAAUUUCUACGGUCAAAUUCCAUCCCAAAUAUCUUUACUGUCAAAUUUAGUUUCACUCGAUCUCUCCCAAAAUCCUAUUGAGUUUGAACAUCAGGAUUUCCAACUGCUUCUUCAAAACAUAACUCAGGUUAGAAUACUCUCUCUUUCUAACGUUAGUAUCUUCUCCGAGUUCCCCAAGAACUUUUCUUCAUCUUUGACAAUUGUGGAUCUGGGUCAAACUCAAGUUUAUGGUAAGCUACCAGACCAUAUUUUCUCUCUAGCAAAAUUGCAACAACUCAUACUAGAUGGAACUCAAGUCACUGGAAGUUUACCGAACUUUAACUGCACUGCUUCAUAUAUGUUGUCAUACUUAGAUCUUGCUGACACAAAUUUUUCUGGGGAACUUCCCAACACAUUUGGCUGCUUGAAGUUCUUGAACAGCAUGUUGCUCGAUGGAUGUCAGUUCACUGGUCGCCUUCCUGAGUCAAUUGGAAACCUUUCUCAGCUCACUACAAUGUCUCUGACUCAUAACAGUUUCAGUGGGCCUCUUCCAUCGGUGAUCUCAAAUCUUGUCCAACUGGAAGUUUUAGACCUUACAGGCAACCAAGUGCAAGGCCAAAUACCAGAUUGUUUCACAAAUCUCCAAAAACUAACUCAAUUGUCAUUGCCAGACAACCGUUUGGUUGGCCCUUUCCCAUUCACCAUUGCGAACCUUACCAAUCUCCAGACACUGGAUCUACGAUCCAAUUCGAUAACUGGUCCUCUUCCAUCAAACGUGAGUGGCCUUCAGGGAUUGUCUUUUCUAUAUCUUUCAAACAACUCGCUCCAUGGCACAGCACCGACAUGGUUAUUUAGCCUGCAGUUACUCACAACUUUGCUUCUCAAAAACAAUCUCCUAACAGGACAAAUCGAAGAGCUCAAUGGAAUGUCACUGAUGAAAAUUGAUUUGAGUAAUAACCAAUUAUAUGGUCAAAUUCCUAAAUCAAUUUCAACACUCCCAUUUUUAGGUUUCCUUGACCUCUCAUCAAAUAAUUUGAGUGGCGUGCUUGAACUAUCCAGUGAUAGUCUUGAGUACCUUGUUCUCUCUAAUAAUCGAAUAUCAUGGAGCACCAGCGGGAAUGUCAGCAACUCUUUACCAAACCUUCAUCGUUUGGAGCUAUCUUCUUGCGAGAUGAAGGCUUUUCCAGAAUUUCUCAGAAGCUCAAAGAAGUUAGAAGUUCUACAGCUCGCUGGCAAUAAGAUUCAAGGUCAGAUUCCCAGCUGGGUGACAUCCAUGCCUUGGGAUUCACUUCUGUAUCUAAAUCUAUCUUACAACCACCUUUCUGGGAUGGAUGCAUUACCUUGGAAGAAUCUAAGGGUUCUAGAUGUUCGAUUCAACCAAAUCCAAGGACAAUUGCCUCUUUUCAUUUGCAAUUUGAAAGCUCUAGCAAUUCUUGAUUUGUCAAGGAACAAAUUUACUGGUGCAAUUCCUCGGUGUUUUGGGAACUUUUCUAGUCAACUUGUGGUCUUGAAUUUGGAAGGAAAUCGCCUGCAAAGGACCAUUAAUUCAAUGGUAUUUGCAAAAGAUAGCAGAUUGAGGUAUCUUGGUCUGAAUACAAAUUUCUUGGAAGGGCCGCUGCCAGAAACUUUGGCCAACUGCAAGUACUUAGAAGUCCUUGAUGUGGGGAACAACCGUCUGAAAGAUAUAUUUCCAGCAUGGUUACAAAAUCUUACGGAGCUCCAAGUUCUUGUGUUGAGUUAUAACAGAUUCUUUGGACCCAUUAGCAUUUUCAAGGCUAAGAGCCCAUUCCAAAAGUUGCAAAUCUUCGCCCUCUCUUGCAAUGAGUUCAGUGGUGUUCUAUCUACAGAACUUUUGGAAAGCUUCAGGGCCAUGAUGAGCUUACAAAGCAACAAAUCAGAAUCUAAAUACUUGCAUGCAACCGGCAAUACGACAAAUUAUCCAUACUCUGUCAACAUGACAUCCAAAGGCUAUGAGAUUGAGUUCACCAAAAUCAUUAGAACUCUCACAACCAUUGAUCUGUCGAGCAACAUGUUUCAUGGGAGGAUCCCAGAUGUCAUUGGAAAUCUCUACUCCCUCAAGUUGUUGAACUUAUCCAACAAUAACUUUUCUGGCCACAUUCCACCAGCUAUUGGGAACCUGAAAUUUCUUGAAACAUUAGACCUUUCAAGAAACCAAAUUGGAGGAGAGAUUCCAAUGCAGCUAACGAAUCUCACAUCUCUUGAAGUCCUAAACUUAUCAUGCAAUCAUCUUAUUGGGCGCAUUCCUCAAGGCAAUCAAUUGCGCACACUUGGUGAAGAUUCAUACAGCGGAAACUCAGGAUUAUGUGGAUUCCCACUAACAAAAAGCUGUGAAGAAAUGCAUGUGCCACAAGCGCCCCCAGAUGAGGCAUUGGAACAAGGCGAGGAUUCGAGUUUCAUGGGUGGAUUUACCUGGAAAUCAGUGUUCAUAGGAUAUGGUUGUGGACUUGUUCUUGGCAUAGCUUCUGGUCUUCUAAUGUUUGUUACUGGAAAACCAAGAAGAUUGGUAAGAUUCAUUGAAGAAGAAGCAUAUAGUAAUAGUGUACUCUUGUUUGGAAAGAGAAAAACUGUAUAAUCAGCUGGAAAAACCAAAAACAUGUCACAAGCGCAUGGAAGAAGAAACUAAAUAUCCUGAUUAAUGAGGUGGAGAAAUUUGGGAAAGGGAACUUUUCAUUCCACGUUAGAUGUCUGAAGUAUUUGUGUCAGACCAAUUAAUCUUUCACGGUUCUUCAAGUGCUGUCUAUUGAAAAUCUAGAAUAUCUUUUUUGUACAGCUAUAAAUUCUAUGUAUAUCCCAUGAUUUCUGCUCUAUUUUAGGAUAGAAUAAUUUACUCCUAAUGUAUUUUAGGAUAGAAUAAAUUAGCUCCUCAUUUCUAGGAGAUUACAGAUUUCAUAAAAUUAACAAAAGUCAAAUUCCAUUUGUAUAAAUGUUGUACAGAGUCUAGAACAAAAUAGAACAAUUCAGUUUUCUUUUUGUUCAUGGUAUCAGAG